ACGGGUAGGCUUUGGUGAGGCAGCUUUGAGAUGGGACCGAUACCUUAGUCAUGAUUGCUUUUGGUCUGUCGCUGGUCCAAGCUGAAAGAAGUUGAGACGAAAGUAUAUGACCCCCAUUUGCUUCUGGCAUGGGCAAUUGUGUUGUUACAAGCAUUCAGGACAGUUUCUAACCAUAUGGUUCAGGCUCUCUUCUCUCAUUAAUUACAGAGCUGGGCGCUAAGGGAAAGCUCACUGACUGAAGAGUCUUCAUCCAGCGAGUCUCCAUCCUAGAGAAACAAAGCCGAUUGACCGAGUUCUGCAUCUCCAUGCUACAGAGGCAGAAUACAAACACACAUUUGCCACAACGUUGAGCUCCGGCGAUCAGCGCUUCACCUCAAGGAAUUGAUGUCCACCAUGGCCACGUUUCGCUUUGGGCAGCACAUCGUAAAGUCCUCGGCUGUGUUUCUGAAGACGGAGCUGUCCUUCGCACUAGUCAACCGAAAGCCGGUCGUGCCUGGUCAUGUUCUAGUUUGUCCUCUCCGCGUCGUCGAGAGAUUCCGAGACCUUCGUUCUGACGAGGUGGCGGAUCUGUUCAUGACCACGCAGAGAAUAGCCGAUGUGAUUGAGAAACACUUUCAGGCAUCCUCCCUAACCAUCGCCAUUCAGGACGGACCCGAGGCAGGACAGACGGUGAAGCAUGUCCAUGUUCACGUGCUUCCAAGAAAAGCUGGAGACUUUGAGAAGAACGACAGCAUCUAUGAUGAGCUUCAGAAACAUGAUCGGGAAAAUGAGGAUGUUCCUUCCAAAUGGAGAUCAGAAGAGGAGAUGGCGAAAGAAGCGACAGAAUUACACAACCUCUUCAACUAGCUUCUUUAGUUGGAUAUGGAGGACAUCAACAAGUUGCAGAUGGAAGACAUCGAGAAGUUCUUAUCUACCUUGAGCGUCUAUUCAAAUAAAAAAAAUAGUUUA
Messenger RNA from Puntigrus tetrazona (Sumatra barb), 948 nucleotides. RefSeq names its product fragile histidine triad diadenosine triphosphatase (gene fhit). Gene Ontology annotation, cellular component: cytoplasm; nucleus; plasma membrane. Bases 385 to 846 code for a protein of 153 amino acids. Gene Ontology annotation, molecular function: ubiquitin protein ligase binding; bis(5'-adenosyl)-triphosphatase activity. Gene Ontology annotation, biological process: diadenosine triphosphate catabolic process; negative regulation of proteasomal ubiquitin-dependent protein catabolic process; purine nucleotide metabolic process. The transcript has 9 exons. The record is from RefSeq and is a predicted model, not a curated record. Lineage: Eukaryota; Metazoa; Chordata; Actinopteri; Cypriniformes; Cyprinidae.